AUGGAGCGUGGUCGAGUUCUUUGUCCGCUAUACCAUGAUUUUGUUCGGCCUCGUGACGAUCACCGGUUGAACGCUGCUCAAGCCGACCCCAAGGAGGUCAAUUUCAGCUCAGAGGCGCCGGCUAUCACGGGCUACAUGCCGAACGCCCCUGGGAUUCGAAGGACUAUUGUCGAUUCGUUCCGGUGGGGGUCGAAGGAAGGUAGGCAUGUACACUGCAUCUAUGACUCCGAUCACGUGUGCGGAACCGGCCCGGCCCCGGCGUUGUCCGGAAAAGGCAAGGCGGUCCUGAUCUGUACGGAGUACAGAACUGCACCGUAUGUGCUACAGUCUCGACUAAAGUCUCGAGUCUCGAAUCUCUACCAACCGGUCCGUGAAUGCCUUCCCCAGAUCCCCGCGCUUUCCGCGCUGCUGCACAUGUAUAGAGUAGAGACCCUGUAUCUUGACUUCUGA
This is a messenger RNA of Aspergillus affinis, 450 nucleotides long. RefSeq lists its product as uncharacterized. The record is from RefSeq and is a predicted model, not a curated record. Lineage: Eukaryota; Fungi; Ascomycota; Eurotiomycetes; Eurotiales; Aspergillaceae. The transcript is spliced from 2 exons. Bases 1 to 450 code for a protein of 149 amino acids.